AAGUCGCUUAUGGGCAUGAGGGGCAAAAGAGAAGGCCAGAGGAAAGAAUCUGAGAGGGCAAGGAAAAGCGGGAGACAGAAUGGAAAGUUGGGAGACCUGCGGGUGGCUAGGAGGGGCAGAGGGCUGAUCUUCUUGGGGAGGCCCUUUCGGGCCGGUGUAGAUGUGAUGUCAGGGAACCCAGGACAAAACGCGGCAUCUGGGCUUUACCACGAGCGGCAGCGCCUUGAGCUGUGUGCUGUCCAUGCCCUCAACAAUGUCCUGCAGGAACGACGUUUCACCCAGGAGGCGGCUGAUGAGAUCUGCAAGAAGCUGGCCCCCGAUGCCAGGUGGAACCCCCACCGCAGCUUUCUGGGGACCGGGAACUAUGACGUCAAUGUCAUCAUGGCAGCUCUCCAAAGCGCCGGGCUAGAAGCCAUCUGGUGGGACAAGCGCAGGCCGCUGGAGCAGCUCUCCUUGGAAGGAGUUUUUGGGUUCAUUGUCAACGUCCCGUCCAACGUGUGUCUGGGCUUCCUGUCUCUUCCCUUGAGGCGUCGGCACUGGUUCGCUGUGCGUCAGCUUGAUGGCAUCUACUACAACCUCGACUCCAAGCUGAAGGCUCCGGCUCCGAUUGGUGGUGAAGCUGAUCUCAGGGUAUUCCUCCAGGAUGUUCUGUCUCAGGGCCCCUGCGAAUUGCUGCUGGUUGUCCCCCAAGAGACCGGCGAAGCUGGGAACUGGCUAAGCACUGUCAGGUGAUCCCUGGCACCCAAGACUCCACCUGGGCCUGCUGGACCUGAAGCACUCUGCUCCGUCCCCUUUGUGCCGGUUGCUGCAUGUGCUAUGGGGAAGGAGGGCAGCAGUGCCCCUUCGUUUACACUGCCACUCUGAGAGCUGUCCGUGAAAUCCAUCCUUCCCUCUCCCCUUCCAGGAAAUGGGUGUUCCCAGCCCCCCUCCAUUCUUUUUAAUGACUUUGCCUGUUCCAGGACAUUAUGGAAUAAAGGAUGUGGUACCAAGUGGCAGAGGGUCUCCUCCUGGCAUGACCAUUUAGAGCACAGGAAUAGCCAUGCAAGGGUCUUUGGCCAACCGGAUCUUUCUGGAGGCGGGGGGAGUCUACAGGCAGGGCUUGAUGGUGAUAGCCGUCCCCUGGGUGAUCCCCACCAUGUGACAGUCGGUGGUACGAAUGUGGCUUCGGCCUGGAGGCUGUGCAUCUGACCAACAGGGAUAGCGGAGCUCUCCUCUUUGUACUGCUGUGAUCCUUUUGUAGAAAGCCAUUUCCGCUUAAGCAUUGUAAUAGGUUCAUUGGGUUAAGUAAGAACGUCUUCGCCUUUGCCUUAAAUCUGCCCCCGCUUACGCUUUUGAAAGGCGUUGCUCUGAAGGAAAUUGGGAGGGAAGGGAAGGGAGGGUGCAUGUGGAAGAGCCGAAGAUGUCAAGCCAAAGCUUGCGUCGGCGAGUGGAACCUUUUGAGGAGCUUGGGGGCUGUUGUACUCAGAACAGCGGCACUUUCCAUUGGGGGGAAUAUGUGGAGAGCAGUGGUGUAGUGGCACCAAGGUCCGCAGGGACACAGCACUGGCACUUUUUUAGUUGCAGGGACUCAGAUAUCGUCUGCCGCCCUCUUCAGCAUUCCCUGCUCCCUCUGAGCUUAACUGCAAUUCUCACUGUAGCUGGGAGGAAAAUGAAUCUUCCAACAGCAAUAUAUUUUUCCUUGCUGCAAAGCAAAGUAUUCUGGUGUGGCUUGGUCUUGAAUGUUCAAUAAAGGCUGGUUAACUUCACAAAA
Molecule: messenger RNA, 1750 nt
Organism: Elgaria multicarinata webbii
Lineage: Eukaryota; Metazoa; Chordata; Lepidosauria; Squamata; Anguidae
Gene: JOSD2
Product: Josephin domain containing 2
Exons: 5
Coding region: 10-732 (240 amino acids)
Biological process (GO): protein deubiquitination
Molecular function (GO): cysteine-type deubiquitinase activity
Source: RefSeq, a predicted model, not a curated record